CGCUCGACGAUGCCACAGACUCAGUUGGAACGUUCAUGGCGAAAGCUUCACAAGCUUGCGCUCUCGUUGAUAACAGAUCCCGCGUACUUCUACUUGCUCGCCGCGCUGGUCGUCAUUGGUGACGCAGUUCUCACGCAACUGAUCAUACGUUUCGUUCCAUACACUGAGAUUGACUGGGAGACAUACAUCUACCAGUUAGAAUUGUACCUUCAAGGCGAACGAGACUAUGCCUUGAUCUCCGGUCCAACGGGACCUAUUGUAUAUCCAGCGGGACACAUCCACGUUCAUCACGCCCUCUACAAGCUUACGGGGUCUGGCAGAGACCUACGCACUGCGCAACAGAUCUAUGCGGCUGUCUACUGUCUGUUCGAAGUCCUGACCUGCGCGAUCUACGGCAAAGCAGGUGGAGUACCAAACUGGUUGCUGUUGCUUCUCCCCCUCAGCAAGAGACUGCACUCCAUCUUCGUCUUGCGCCUCUUCAACGACUGUUGGAACGUGGUGGCUGCGCAUGCUGCUGUGUUGGCGUACCAGUAUGGCUGGGACGUCCUCGGGUCGUUGCUCCUCAGUUGUGCUCUGUCAAUCAAGAUGUCCGCUCUGCUCUACGUGCCGGGAUUGCUUGUAGUGCUGUUUAUAAGACACGGGCUACUCGGCACCGCAAGCCAUGUUGUCGCCAUUGUGCUCACACAAAUUGGCAUCGGCUCGCCGUUCCUCUUGCACCACCCGCGAAAUUAUACGAAAUACGCGUACGAAUUCACGCGUACCUUCCUAUACAAGUGGACGGUCAAUUGGCGCUUCGUCUCAGAGGAGACGUUCUCAAGCAAUGCGUGGGCGCGAGGUCUCCUGCUGGGCCAUGUCGUUAUGCUGAUCAUGUUCGGCCUCUUCAAAUGGUGCGAAAGAGAUGGUGGAGUGUGGGCGGUACUGAGCGAAGGCCUUCGUCGUCCACAUGUUGCUCCUCGGGUGGCUCCUGUUACUGCAGAUUUUAUUGCGACGGUCCUUUUUACAAGCAAUCUCAUCGGCAUCUUGUUUGCUCGAUCAUUGCAUUAUCAGUUCUACUCGUGGUACGCCGCGCAAUUGCCAUUCCUGGCCUGGAGGACCAAGUAUCCGGUCGCUGUAAAGCUGGCCCUAUUGUUAGCCGUCGAGUAUGCAUGGAAUGUGUAUCCUUCUACCCCGUCGUCCUCGGGUAUCCUUUGCCUGGCGAAUGCGGCGUUGCUCGUGGGUGUCUGGUUCGGAUACCCGGAGGGAACAGCAGGGGGUGUAGAAGUGAAGGUAUCAUCCAAAUCUGAAUAGGUACCAUAUCUAUCAACAAACAUACUUGUACUGAACAUUCCACAAUCAGUGUAAUACAUCCGGAUCGGUGUACAUGUUAUGGCUCGGUUUAAUGCGAAGGACUUCACGUUAU
Messenger RNA from Laetiporus sulphureus 93-53, 1399 nucleotides. RefSeq names its product glycosyltransferase family 58 protein. Bases 10 to 1287 code for a protein of 425 amino acids. Gene Ontology annotation, cellular component: endoplasmic reticulum. Lineage: Eukaryota; Fungi; Basidiomycota; Agaricomycetes; Polyporales; Laetiporaceae. Gene Ontology annotation, molecular function: dol-P-Man:Man(5)GlcNAc(2)-PP-Dol alpha-1,3-mannosyltransferase activity. The transcript has 6 exons. The record is from RefSeq and is a predicted model, not a curated record.